GGAAACGUCAUACCAUAACCUUAUACAAACGCUUUUGUUACUUGUGUUUUUGCAAAAAAAUAUUGGUUAUAAGUGUGAAGGAAACUACAAACAGUUAUUUAUUUCUUAAUUUCUUUGACCGGAAGCUGUUAAGGAUGGAAUUAGAAUGUAUGGAACAAGACGAGAACAUGUACAUGAUGCAGUUCAAUGAAAAUUAUGAACCACAAGAUGCGAUGAGUUUUAAUAAUUCCGUUCAAAUUCCAAGUCAGGAGAAUCAAGUGGUAGAACAAGGUACAGAACAAGUUGAAGAACAAGUAGAGGAGGAGACACAACCUUUGUACAAACUACAAAACAUAGACACAGAAGCUUCAAUUAAAAAUGAAAUUAAGCAGCUGAUCUUGACUAAGGCCGCUGAAGAAAUAAGUGCGAAAUCUUUGGAAGAUAUGAGAUUUGAAGUAGAAAGUGAAAUUACAAAUCUAAGAAAUAAAACACAUCAGCUAUUAAACAAGACUGAAGCUUUAGUUAAAGAAGUUGAAACAGACCAUAGCAGAAUUGUGCAAUCCGAAGAAAUUUUGCUUAAAACCAAUCAAAUGAUUGAGUUGUUAAAAAAAAAUGUCGAAAAGCUUCAAGUGCGUCAAAGACAAUCGCAAAUGAUCGUUUUGAUGAAAAAUAGUAUAAAGCAAUAUACAAACUUGGAAACUUUGAGAAAAUUAUAUGAAGCUAAAAUCGAAAGAGAGAAAAAGAUUGAGGCUCUGAAAAUUACUGGAAAUGAGCGGAUUCUGAAUUUAAAAAAGGAACUUAAUCAAAGCCAGGCAGCUCUGGAAGAUAUGAGAAGAAAAUACGAAGAAUUCAAAAAGAACAUCUCGUAUUACGUCGAUGAAAUUGAGAAAAGUCUCACCAACAAGAAUUUGCUAGAGCAAAAACUUGCUGAAAUAGAAACGAAAAAGACAACUAUAGAGAAUGAUUUUUUAGUUGAAGCAGAGAAAUACGAAGCACUGCGUACGAAAGAAGAAGACCGAACUGACAAGUUAAAUGAAAUAAAGAAAGAAAGAAUCCAGUUGGAGCAGGAAUUAGAACAAAUGGUGCACGAAAUUGAUCAAAUAAAAAAUGAUAUUGCUGAUGAUGAAACUACAGUUUCUAAAAAAGAACUUGAAUUGAAAGAACUUGAAGAGAAGUUGAAUACUGAGCAAAACAGUUUUCAGGAGAUUUCAGAUGAAUUACAGAAAAAGUCUGAAGACAUGUCUUCCCGUCUAAAUGAAGUUGAGUCAGCUGUUGUCUCCUCUAUAGAAAAUAAUAACAAUUUACUGAAUAAAAUAAAUACACUCAAUGAUAAGUACUCCCAACUAUGUGAAGAGAAAUUAGCACUGACAAACAAAAUCUUAACACAACAAGAAGAAAUGCAUUCUGCUAAUAUUGAUUUAGUGAAAAAGCAAAUGGAAAACGAGCAUAAGCGUACGAAAAUUGAAGAAAUACAAAAUCGAUACGAGACAUCUGUAACUCUUUUGAAAUCCUUAGAAAAUGACAUUAAAAAAGAGAAAGACAAUGCCAACAAUCAAUUACAGCAAGCAAAAGCAAAAUUAGAGUUUGCACAAGCCGAACAUGACAACCGCUCGACGGAUAUGAGAAAGAAACUACAGUAUCUGCUCGUCAAUUCCAACUGUUUAAAGGAAAAGUGUGAAAACUUGCAGAGCAAAGUCAGUGAAGAAGAGAAAACUUUACACAACCUUGAAGAAGAGUAUAACUCAUUAGAAGAUCUUAAAGCGAAAAAACUUGCUCGUCGAAAUGAGUUAAAAGAAAAAUUAGCAAAACUUAAAAACGCUCCUACAGCGGAAGCGCCACCUAAAUCUAUAUUUAAGACACCCAGUACGGAAAAUGUCAUCAAGCAAGUAAAAUUUAAUGAAAUGCUGUCGUUCAAAUCUGCUACAAGUAGCGAUAAUUCUUCUUUGCCUGUGGAAAAUGUCCCGGAACGUACAGGACAACUGAAUACGUCUUUUCAAGAAUGGUUAAACAAUAUUAAUAAUGAGAGCGACGACACUUUGAAUAAGGAAUAUUAAAGCGAAAGGUUUGUUUCGUUUGAAGUUUGAAUAGCGUUAUCACUAUUUAGUUUUGUUAUUGUUGUUGUUGAUUUGUUAACUUUUGAAUUU
Molecule: messenger RNA, 2123 nt
Organism: Tribolium madens (black flour beetle)
Lineage: Eukaryota; Metazoa; Arthropoda; Insecta; Coleoptera; Tenebrionidae
Product: putative leucine-rich repeat-containing protein DDB_G0290503
Exons: 5
Coding region: 135-2033 (632 amino acids)
Source: RefSeq, a predicted model, not a curated record